AUGUAUCAUCGCCCGAAGAUUCUUUUACUCUGCCUUAUUCUACUUCAAAUCCGGCCGUUCAGCACUCUGCCCACCAUUAAUCAACCGUUCCCGGUUUCAAGAAAUUAUUUUAGUCCAACUGAGAAGCAACCACUUUUCAAGCCACCCGAAUUGGAGGAGACCAUCGAGGAAGUGCAGCGUAUUUUGUCACAAGACCCUUCGUUGCCACGCCUGACGAGAGGUGAAAUCGAGGAGCUCUAUGAGAAGGUGACGCGCGAAGAGUACCAAAAAAGCAUUGCAGCUGGCGAUAUGGGACGCGCGGAUAGCAUGCGUGCGCUCAUGCUGGUGCUGCCAUAUAAUACGGACAAUAAAACUGAGGGCAACAUACAGGAGCUCUACACACGCCCGCCUGUGACGAGAGUAAUCGAUUCUUACACAUCGCACCAGCCAAUCAAAUUCAUUACACCCGAUCCGAGCGCGCCAGUAAAAACUGAAACAGCGAAUAUUGGAAACUUUGCAGCGACCACCUAUAAACCUGCUUAUUCGCUGAAAACGCGUCAAGCGUUUGCGCCCAGCCCGACCACUUAUCAUCCGUUACCCCCGGCGCCAGUCAUGCUGAAGAUGACUGCGCCAUCUCAGCGCACACCCAGCGGUUUUCAACCCGUCACUAAUAGCAUAAAUGGCGCCAUCUAUGAAACGAAUAUGGAACCAAAUCCAACGCCAAAGCCAGUGCACCGUUAUAGCAGCCAUUAUAGCGCGAAGAAUGCUGAGUUCCUCAAGCAGCGCAGGCCGAAACCUGAUCAGACGACGACUGUACGCCCAGUGGCAGAUGUCUUAGAGAGUUUGGGUAUUGUUGGACAAACACAGUCACGCAAUCGUUUCACCAUCGACGAUUACUAUGCGGCAGAGAGCGCACCACAACCAGUUAUAUCGACUUAUGUGCCACAGACGAUAGGCAUUUCACAGCUAAAAGAGCUGCAGGGGUAUAGCCUGUCGCCGAAGAUUAAGCCCGAUGCUUACUCGAGCUUCAAGCCACUAAAUAUUGGCGAGGAGAUACGCGUCAAGCCUGAGGUGGAGGGUUAUCUUACACGUUUCGGUAUUGUUGGUGGCCGUAAGCGUAAGGAUUUGAAGAAGGGAAACAAUAAUGUGAGGGGCCAAAGCACGGAGCUCGCGGCUGGUGGAAGCGAGAUUUCUACAGCAAAGUUGCCGAGACGUGGCACACCAGCUAGUGCGAAUAAAGCAGCGAGCAGUGAGCUGGAGAAACUGCUCGAGAAUUUGCAGGAGCUCGAGCGUUUAAAUAUCAAUCCGAAAGUAUUGAGCCCCACCACAACCAUACGACCGACGACUACGACCACAAGGAGCACAACUACUCCUGCGCCUACAACACCCAGUCUGAUAACAAACGGCGAGCCGCUACUAAUUGAGCCGAAAAAACCACGUAGACGCAUAGAUCCGAAUAUCGAUAUUAACUUCGGCAACUCGGGUAAUCACCAGACCGAAACAACUAACACCGACCAACUUAACAAGUUGCUCGAAAAUUUACAGGAACUUGAGAGAUUGCGUAUUAAUCCAGAUAAUGUGCUGAAGAAUAUUGCACCCACUGCAAAACCUGCUAGCGUUGCACGCACAGGCACGCAGCAAUUCGCCACACCAACGCCACGCACGGCGAGUUUAGUGAACCGUUUCAACGAGCUUGCGCUGCAAUCCACGCCAGCUACGCGCAGCUCAGCGCAGCCGGAUGUGGCACAACUACAGCAAGUCUUGCGGCAAUUGCAGUCGCUGGAGCAGACGAAUGCGCGCACAACAAAGAAGCCACAAGCUCAGCCAGUAAGAGCGGGGGGAGGAUUCCUAAGCGGGCUGGGUGGGCUCGGAGGCCUCGGUGGUGCAGACGUUUUGAAUCUGCAGAAACUGCUAACCGACGAUCGCGAGCUUGAGCGGUUAUAUGAGCAGGCGCGUGCCGGACAAACUGGGAGAGUAGUGGUGACAACUACAACACCGAAGCCAAGAACAACGACCACACAGCGCGCCUUGCCAUUUGGUGGUUUGAAUGAAGCGGACUUGCAGCGCUUGUUUGAACAGGCAGGCGCGCUGCCUAGCAGUACGACAACUGUGCCUACUACCACAACAACAACUUCAACAACAGCGCGCACGCCAGCGCCUAGCUAUCGCGAGUUUGAGCAGCUGCAAAAGUAUUUUGCAGAGUUGGAGCGCACGCGCACUAGCACCAGCACAACAACUACUACCACAACUACACCUGCACCUACUACCACUACCACCACAAGCGCGCCAACUACAACGACUUCCACUAGCACCACAACAUCAACUACGCCAACGCCUGCCGUUAGUUCGAUCGAUUUGGCUCAGCGCAUCACAAAUGGCCUCAGCGCGCAAAAGCCCAAGAAGCCGGACGCUGACAACGAUCAGUUGCAGGAGCUCAUCAAUCGUGUACAACAGCUGGAACGUUUGAAUUCGGAUAAGCUUGAGAACAGCAUACGCGCGACCACAACGGAUACGCCCAUACCAUUCGUUGGUUUCACUACGCGCAAGGUAAAUGCGCCUAAUCCCAAAUCCAAUGAACUCCGUGCGCCCUCGAAUGAUUUCGCGCAUCUGCAAGAGCUCUACCAACAGGUUGCGAGCGCGGAACAAGGCGCUUUUGGACGCGUUGAAAUCUCUACUUCGGCCACUGCUGCGAAACCUUCUUCCGGCAAGCGCACACAAAAUUUCGCACAAAAAAUAAUCGACAUCACCAAUGACACUGGCUCCGGUAGCAGCUUGCAAGAAGUGGAUCCCAGCGACUUUGUGCAACUACAGAAGCUGCUGAGUAAAGUACAGGAACUAGAGCGCGUGAAGAUCCAUGGCGUGCAGGGCAUCUUAGAACCAGCCACGCCUACGCCAACUGUAAGCAGCUAUACAAAGGAUAUCUCGACUUUGUCCAAUCUGGUAACCUCCGCGUCGGCGCAUACACACGCCGUACAAAACACAAAUGGAGCGCAGAUUAUUUACCCCGAGAAGGCGCAUGAGUACAAACCAUUCGAGAACAUACUCACGCCGGAACAUCAGCAGCCAACAAAGUCACAUGUGGACAAGAAGGGAGAGGCUGUGCCAGAACCCACCUCCAGCGAGGAGUUACGUGAGUUGGCUAUGCCGGCACCAGCGAACCCAAAGAAUUCAUCAUUCGACAAAGACUUUGAACAGUAUCAGGAGUUCUUUAAGAAACUCGAGGAUGAGGAGCGCAACUCGUACCAGAAUAUGCAGCCGCCGAUAAUACAAAAAACUGUGACGAAGGAGCCCCCGCGUUUCAUUGCGACACACAAACCGCAAAAGCCCGGUAAUGGGCAGCAGAAGGCUGAUCUCGAAGAGCUGCAAAAGAUCUUGAGCAAUGCUCAGGAGUUGGAAAAAUUAGGCAUCACUUUGCCAACAGAAUUAUCCCAGCAGAUUGAGACCAAACUUACGAACCACGCGAACAAUGAAAGAGCUGAAAAACAAUUGGAGUCUACUACCGCAAAGCCAGUGCAUAUAGUCACUGCAGAGCGUCCCAAAGCCAAUGGAGAGUAUAUUGACCUAAUAAGCAAUUUGGGUGCUAUAAGCUCAAGCACCACCUUCCCCACAACGAAUCACGAUGCAACCAGCGCUGAAAGUGUAGAUGCGUCUAGCGAAAAGGAAGCCUUCUUUUCGCUUACGACGCCAAAGUCGCUGGUACCAAAAGAGCCCAAGCCUACCACGUCCAGUGCGCUCGACCUUCCCGUUUUUAGCGCAACUAAGAUCAUAGAAGCGGCUAUCAAGCGCGCAGCCAACAAAAUUGGCGUUUCCACUGAGCAGACACUAGGCUUCCAAAGGCGUAGCGAUAAGGAUGUGUAUGCCGACAUGGAUCCUGGG
Rhagoletis zephyria (snowberry fruit fly) is the source of this 3855-nucleotide messenger RNA. RefSeq names its product mucin-5AC-like. The record is from RefSeq and is a predicted model, not a curated record. NCBI's taxonomy places the organism in Eukaryota, Metazoa, Arthropoda, Insecta, Diptera, Tephritidae.